This is a messenger RNA of Stylophora pistillata, 1022 nucleotides long. RefSeq lists its product as uncharacterized. The record is from RefSeq and is a predicted model, not a curated record. NCBI's taxonomy places the organism in Eukaryota, Metazoa, Cnidaria, Anthozoa, Scleractinia, Pocilloporidae. Gene Ontology annotation, molecular function: protein binding.
UUGGUGUGGUUCUUGGUUCUCUGUGUUUGCAAAAAGCAGAAGUGGAAGAUUACAGCUUCUUUUCAUCUCGGGCUUUCGUCAACUGGAAAUAACUUUCAAGAACCGACCAACCCCAGGCCCAUCAAAGAGGCCCAGAGGUCGAACGGAGCAAUGUUAUCCAGCGGCAACAUAUGCGUUGUUAUUCUUUGGCUUUCGGCAGUAAUAAUCUCAAUGGUAUCAUGGGCAGACAGUACCGAGAAGUUGAAUUUUGGAUGCCCAGAUCAGUGUCAUUGUUAUCAGGAAAGGAAUAUACCCAUUGUAAUGGCCAACUGCUCUAUGAGUUUUCUGACCUCUGACUCUCUGCAGUUACUGCCACAAAAGGUUUUCUUAUUGCGUUUAGAAAACAGUGAGCUAAAGGAGUUGCCGUGGAGGUUUCUAAAAUGCAAUGCAGCGCUAAUUGCACUAAGUCUUGAAUACAACCAGUUGGAGCUUUUGCCAGAAGACGCGUUCAGUAAUUGCAUUUAUUUACAAGUACUGAUUUUAAACCACAACCAUUUGAAGGAGCUCCCCCCCAACAUCUUCAGCAGCUGUACUAAGCUAAAAGGAAUAGUUUUAAACAACAACUAUUUGAGAGAGCUUUCUUCGAGCACCUUCAAAAGGAAUACGGAUCUGACAGCUUUGUAAGUAAAAAUUAAAAGUAACGUCUGUACUCAAGCUUAUCUCGGUUUCCUUGGCAUGAAGCGACGAAGAGGUUACCCACAGCACUUCAUCAGCUUUCCCUGGCAAUUUGCUAAUUUGGGGUGAAGGGAAGUAAUAUGAGAGUAAAGUGUUUCAGCUGCGCAUGUCCAAGAACACAACACAAUCACCUCUCUUUCCCACAUUUCUUUGUAUUUGCAAAUAAGCGUACAAGAGCUAACCUCGACUAUAAACUUUACCCGAAAAGAGCGGUUUGUAAUUGUUACAAAUAUUCCUUCUUCAUUCGCAUAGUGGGGAAAUGGAAUGGCUCGCCAGGAUACAUUGUACACGCCGAAUAAUUGUCUAUU